Messenger RNA from Vicia faba (fava bean), 1698 nucleotides. NCBI's taxonomy places the organism in Eukaryota, Viridiplantae, Streptophyta, Magnoliopsida, Fabales, Fabaceae. The record is from the annotation of a GenBank genome assembly.
AUGUCACAAAGCACAUUAAGAAGAGCCAUUGGAGCAGUGAAGGACCAAACAAGCAUAAGCCUAGCAAAAGUUGGAAGCAGCGCUUCACUAGGUGACCUUGAAGUUGCCAUUGUAAAAGCAACAAAACACACUGAAAAUCCUGCGAACGAGAAACACGUUAGGGAGAUUCUAAGCCUAACGUGUUACUCGAGCGCGUUUAUAAGUGCUUGUGUCAACACUCUGGCUAAGCGCUUGAGUAAAACGAGUAAUUGGACGGUUGCUUUGAAAACACUUAUUUUGAUUCAAAGGUUGACAUCUGAAGGUGAUCCUGCUUAUGAACAAGAGAUAUUCUUCUCAACUAGACGUGGAACUCGACUUCUAAACAUGUGUGAUUUUAGGGACAAGUCUAAGUCUAAUUCGUGGGAUUACUCUUCAUUUGUUCGCACGUAUGCGUUGUAUCUAGAUGAAAGACUUGAGUAUAAGAUGCAACGUAGACGUGGAAGAAGUGGUAGGUUUUCGUAUGAGGAAGACGAUGAAGAACAAUCAAGGGAAAAAGAAAGAAAUAGAGAAAGAGAUAAAAAUGGAGAAAUUGUUGUGAAAUCAAUACCAUUGUGUGAAAUGAAGACGGAACAACUCUUUUCCGAAAUGCAGCAUUUGCAGUUGUUGCUUGAGCGCUUUAUGUCUUGUCGUCCCACAGGUAGAGCAAAGACUCAUAGAAUUGUGGUAGUGGCACUCUACCCAAUUGUGAAGGAAAGUUUUCAAAUAUAUCAUGACAUUACACAAAUACUAGGAAAACAAUUGGAUGAACUCGACUUGUUUUAUGUCUGGUCUAAAUGUAUUGGAAUUGGACGUUCUUCUGAGUAUCCACAUAUUGAAAAAGUCACAACAAAGAAUUUGGAACUCGUUGAUCAAUUCAUCAGAGACAGAUCACCACUAAAAGAGAAAAUGAAUACACAAGAAAAACAAGAAGAAAAACAAGUAGAAGUAGAAUCGGAUAUCAAUGAAAUCAAAGCACUUCCACCACCGGAAGGAUUCAAUGAAGAACCGAUAAAGGAAGUCGUGAAGGAAGAGACGGAACAAGAACAGGAGAUAAAGGAAGAAAAAAUAGUUCAAACAGAAGGUGAUUUGUUAGGUUUAGGAGAAAAUAUGAUGACAAAAGAAGAUUAUAAUGAAAACAAACUAGCCUUAGCAUUAUUUGAUGGUGAAUUAUCAACAACACAAGCUCUUCCAUGGCAUGCUUUUGAUGAUGAAUCUGAUUGGGAAACAUCACUAGUUCAAUCAAGUAGUAACUUACCAAAUCAGAAACCAUCAUUAGGUGGUGGAUUCGACACAUUGUUAUUGGAUAGCAUGUAUGAGCAAUCAUCAACAAGAAAUAAUGUAGCAACAAUGCAAGGAGUGAAUGGUUAUGGAAGUGCUAGUAGUGUUGCAAGAGUUUCAGCAGCACCAAUGUUAGCAUUGCCGGCGCCACAAACAUCGAGGAAUGCUUAUGAAGAUCCAUUUGCAGCAUCAAUGGGUGUGGCACCACCAGCUUAUGUGCAAAUGUCAGAGAUUGAGAAAAGACAAAGGUUGCUACUUGAUGAACAAGCAAUGUGGCAGCAAUAUGCAAAAAGUGGAAUGCAAGGACAUGUUGGAUUUCAAACACAACAACAACAACAACAGCCUAACAAUUUCUACAUGGGAGGGUAUCAACAAAACUAUUAUGGGAAUUAUUAUCAUUAA